This is a messenger RNA of Equus caballus (horse), 1825 nucleotides long. It is a transcript of the gene RNH1, whose product is annotated as ribonuclease/angiogenin inhibitor 1. Gene Ontology annotation, biological process: intracellular signal transduction. Gene Ontology annotation, molecular function: protein binding. The record is from RefSeq and is a predicted model, not a curated record. Lineage: Eukaryota; Metazoa; Chordata; Mammalia; Perissodactyla; Equidae.
CGUGGGGGCGCCGAGUUGGAUCCCGGGCUCAGGGGAAAGCGGCGGGGGCUGGGCGCGCGGUCAGAGAAGCCCCGGGGCCGGGCCGAGCGGGGACAGACAGCAGCCCCGCCACCCCGGGGCCCUUGCCUCCGGAGACCGGCGGGUGGGCGAGCUCGCCACCCGCCCCUUCUCCGGGCACCAUCCCAGGACGUGCCCCCGCCCCUUCCCGGGCCCCGCCCCCUGGCGUGGCUCCGCCCCGGCCCCGGCGGAAGCAGCGGCUCGGCGUCGGGUCAGCAGCAGCGGCAGCGCGAGAAAACCUUCCUCCCACCAUGAACCUUGACAUCCAGUGUGAGCAGCUGAGUGACGCGCGGUGGACGGAGCUGCUGCCUCUGAUCCAGCAGUACGCGGUGGUCAGGCUGGACGACUGUGGCCUCACAGAGGUGCGGUGCAGGGACAUCAGCUCUGCCCUCCAGGCCAACCCCUCCCUGACCGAGCUCAGCCUUCGCACCAAUGAGCUGGGCGAUGCCGGUGUGCACCUGGUGCUCCAGGGCCUGCAGAGCCCCACCUGCAAGAUCCAGAAGCUCAGCCUCCAGAACUGCUGCCUGACGGAGGCCGGCUGUGGGGUCCUGCCCAGCGUGCUGCGCUCCGUGCACUCCCUGCGCGAGCUGCACCUCAGUGACAACCCACUGGGGGACGUGGGCCUGCAGCUGCUCUGCGAGGGGCUCCUGCAUCCCCAGUGCCACCUGGAGAAGCUGCAACUGGAGUACUGCAACCUGACUGCCGCCAGCUGCGGGCCCCUGGCUGCGGUGCUCAGGGCCAAGCAGGACUUCAAGGAGCUCACAGUGAGCAACAACGACAUGGGCGAGGCCGGCGUGCGGGUGCUGUGCCAGGGCCUUGCAGAGUCAGCCUGCCAGCUGGAGACGCUCAAGCUGGAGAACUGUGGCCUCACGCCAGCCAACUGCAAAGACCUGUGUGGCAUUGUGGCAUCCAAGGCUUCGCUGCGUGAGCUGGAUCUGGGCAGCAACAAGCUGGGCGAUGUGGGCAUCGCUGAGCUGUGCCCUGGGCUGCUGAGCCCCAGUUCCCAGCUCAAGACCCUGUGGCUCUGGGAGUGUGACAUCACAGCAGGGGGCUGCAGAGACCUGUGCCGUGUCCUCAGGGCCAAGGAGAACCUGAAGGAGCUCAGCCUGGCAGGCAAUGCACUGGGCGACGAGGGUGCCCAGCUGCUGUGCGAGAGCCUGCUGGAGCCCCGCUGCCAGCUUGAGUCCCUGUGGGUGAAGUCUUGCAGCCUCACAGCUGCCUGCUGCCACCACUUUAGCACGAUGCUGACGCAGAACAGGCAUCUCCUGGAGCUGCAGAUGAGCAGCAACAAGCUGGGGGACUCUGGCGUCCAGGAGCUCUGCCAGGGCCUGGGCCAGCCCGGCAGCACACUGCGAGUGCUCUGGCUGGGGGACUGCGACGUGAGCAAUAGUGGCUGCAGCAGCCUGGCCUCACUCCUGCUGGCCAACCGCAGCCUGCGUGAGCUGGACCUAAGCAACAAUGCCUUGGGGGACCCGGGCCUCCUGGAGCUGCUGCAGAGCCUCGAGCAGCCUGGCUGCGCCCUGGAGCAGCUGGUCCUGUAUGACAUCUACUGGACACAGGAGCUGGAGGACCGCCUGCAGGCCUUGGAGGAGAGCAAGCCAGGCCUGAGGCUCAUCUCCUGAGGCCCCGCUCCUGACACUCCCAGAUGGCCCCCUCCCUUCCCACAGGACCAGCCCCUGGCUCUAACUGAAGAGAAACGCUCAAAUCAGCUUACUUCUGUGAAGAAAUCUGGACACUUUAUAAUUAUUAAAGCACUCUUUUGGCAGGA